Symbiodinium natans is the source of this 1125-nucleotide messenger RNA. The record is from the annotation of a GenBank genome assembly. NCBI's taxonomy places the organism in Eukaryota, Dinophyceae, Suessiales, Symbiodiniaceae.
AUGGCCAUGAUCCGCGCGAUGACUUCCAUUCUUUUCUUGAGCUCCGCCGUUUCGGUGGGUGCCAUGUUCAAGAAGGGCGCCAAGCAGCUGGUCGAUGACCAUCUGGAUGGCCACAUGCCGUUGGCCCCACCCGCAGACGCAGCGGAGCCCGCACAGCCCGAUGCCCACGUGGCACUGGGCCAGGAGGCUCAGAAGCAAGAUUUUCCCACGCUUCCGCCUCUGGGCAACAUCGACAGCAUCAUCAAAUCCGCACAGGACACCCUCAACAAGACCAUCAAGUCCGGCAAGGAGGCGGUGGAAGGUGCCGUGGAGGGCGCGAAGUCCGUGGCGCUGGACGCCCUCAAGGCUGGCGCCGAGAAAGUGAACGAGACGCUGGACACGCUGGGCGGCGAGGUCUCUGAGGCGAACGCCACCGCGCGUGGCGCCAUGAAGAAGGCCGAGUCGAAGGUUCACAUGGCCGACAACAAGGCCGAGGCGUUCGCGGAUGCCGCGAAGGACCUCCUGCAGUCGAUCCUGCCCAAGUUUCAGGACCUCGUCGGUGGGCUCCACAGCGCCAUGGGCGUGGCCGACCAGGCACUGGACGCAAUGGACGAGAAGCCGGCAGCCAAGAAGCUGGACGAUGCCAUGUCGCCCGUCUUCGCCACCAUCGACACCUGGAAGAACUCGACCAACGAGGUGAUCAAGACUCUGGCUGCAUACACGAGCGAGGCGUCUGGCAACACCAGCAACGCCAGCAACGCCUCCCUCUUGGACAUGGGCCCAGAGGCCCAGCUCGCAGAUGCCCUCCGCGACCCCUUGGAGGAGCUGUCGCAUGCUGCCAGCAAGUUGCACAACUUGGCCAACGAGACCUUCGAUGCCAUGAGCAACUUCGUGGAUGCGGGGCUGGAUGCUGCCUCUGGGAAGCUGCCCAAGGACCUGAUCGCCAACGUCUCCGACAUCUUUGAGGGCGUGCAGGAGAAGGCCCGGAUGGAGUUGGAGCCGCUCGGCGCGGUAAGCGACGAGAUCGUGAGUGCCCUCUACGACACCGCCCAGGAGGCUGGGGUCGAGGUGAAGCCCCGAUCUGGUUCUUACCGCGGUGGCCUGACGCUGCUGUCCUUCGCCCUUGGUGCCCUCGCGACCUUCUAA